Molecule: messenger RNA, 10476 nt
Organism: Monodelphis domestica (gray short-tailed opossum)
Lineage: Eukaryota; Metazoa; Chordata; Mammalia; Didelphimorphia; Didelphidae
Gene: RGS12
Product: regulator of G protein signaling 12
Biological process (GO): signal transduction; regulation of G protein-coupled receptor signaling pathway
Cellular component (GO): cytoplasm; nucleus; plasma membrane
Molecular function (GO): protein binding; GTPase activator activity
Source: RefSeq, a predicted model, not a curated record
GGUGCUGGGGGGCGGGGCCGGCGGAGGCGCGCGCGGCCGCGGGUGCGGAGCGGCCCGGGGAGAGCGGAGCCGGGGGGCAUUAUCGUGUGAAAGAAUGGUGGCAUCAAGUAUUCUAUGAAAUAUGGAUACAAAUUGAAGUAAUUAAAGAAUUCUCAUUCCCAGAAACACAACAAAAUGUAUAAACCAGUGGAGACAGCGAAACGUCGACUCAAUGUGCAUGCACCACCAAGGAUAAGAAGUGUGGAUGUUGCUAGAGGACGAGCAGGGUAUGGAUUUACCCUUUCUGGACAAGCUCCUUGUAUUCUUAGCUGUGUUAUGAAAGGGAGCCCCGCAGAUUAUGUAGGACUAAAAGCUGGAGAUCAGAUAUUUGCUGUCAAUGACAUCAAUGUAAAAAAGGCUUCUCACGAAGAUGUAGUGAAACUUAUAGGGAAGUGUUCUGGAGUGCUGCAUAUGAUCAUUGGUGAAGGCGUCAGUCACAUGGACUCCUGUUCCAGUGAUGAAGAAGUUGGAUUUUAUGAAGGAAAAGGCUGGCUAAAGCCCAAACUUGAUUCCAAAGCAUUAGGUAUCAACAGAGCAGAGAGAGUUGUUGAAGAAAUGCAAUCUGGUGGAAUUUUUAGCAUGAUCUUUGAAAAUCCUACUCUUUGUGCUGCUAGUUCAGAUCACACAAAACCAAAACAAAGAUCCCUUUCAGAGUCAGCUGCUGCUGCUGCUGCUGCUGGGUUUGACAUUGCACAGGAAAGUAUAAAUAGCCCAAAUUAUAAUCUACAUUCUAAGGAAGAAAUAUCUAAAGUUAUACAUGAUGAUUCAGUUUUUAGUAUUGGACUAGAAAAUCAUGAUGACUUUGGAUUAGAUGCAAGCAUUUUAAAUGUUGCCAUGGUGGUAGGUUAUCUAGGUUCAAUAGAGCUUCCUUCAACCAGCUCCAACCUUGAAUAUGACAGUCUGCAGGCUAUUCGUGGAUGUAUGAGGCGCUUGAGGGCAGAACAGAAAAUACAUUCAUUGGUGAUGAUGAAGAUUAUGCAUGAUUGCAUUCAACUCUGCACUGACAAAGCUGGAGUAGUGGCUGAGUAUCCUGCAGAGAAACUGGCAUUUAGUGCAGUAUGCCCUGAUGACAGAAGAUUCUUUGGAUUGGUAACCAUGCAGAGUAAUGACGAUGGAAGUUUGGCACAGGAAGAUGAAGGAGUUUUGAGAACUUCUUGUCAUGUUUUUAUGGUAGAUCCUGAACUAUUUAGCCAUAAAAUUCAUCAAGGUAUCGCAAGACGAUUUGGGUUUGACUGUACAGCGGACCCAGACACUAAUGGUUGUUUAGAAUUUCCAACUUCAUCUUUACCUGUUCUGCAAUUUAUUUCAGUCCUAUAUAGAGACAUGGGGGAGUUGAUUGAAGGAAUGAGAGCACGGGCCUUCCUAGAUGGUGAUGCUGAUGUGCAUCAGAAUAAUAGUACAAGCAGCAAUAGUGAUAGUGGCAUUGGCAAUUUCAACCAAGAAGAAAAAAGCAACAGAGUUCUGGUGGUUGAUUUAGGAGCUAGCUCAAGCAAGCACAUUCCUAGUAAUAUGUGGGAAAAUCCAGGAGCAAGAGCAUCAAACCCCACUACUGCCCACUGGAAUGGUUUCUGUCAUGAUUUGGAAGGAAAUUCUUUAGAAGCAACUCAGAAUGAUAAAUUUUGUGAUUUAAAUAAGCAUUUAGGACCCUCUUCCCGAAUGGAGGUUCCUCUUGUUUCUUCACGGAGCUCAGUCCCUCCUUCUAAGAGAAGUGCCAUGGGUAUGGGUGGCACUUCCAACCAAAGGUGGCUGCCUGUCCAUGUCCUUCAGGAAUGGCAACAUGGCCAUGCCAGUGAUCAAGAGUCAUAUACAGAUUCUACAGAUGGGUGGUCAAGUGUGAAUUGUGGCACACUUCCUCCUCCAAUGAAUAAGAUUCCUGCUGACCGGUAUAGGGUCGAAGGCAGCUUUGUUCAACCUCAACUAAGUGUUCACAAGAGUGAAUGGUCUAAAAAAGCUUUUGGAAUGCAAACCAUCUUCGGCCCUCACCGAAAUGUUAGAAAGACAAAAGAGGAUAAAAAGGGUUUAAAGUUUGGACAUGGAAUUGGUUUGGCCCAUACUCCACAGCGUACCUCUACUCGAAGAUCAUUUGGAAGAUCGAAGAGAUUUAGCAUUACUCGUUCACUCGAUGACCUUGAGUCUGCAACUGUAUCUGAUGGUGAGUUAAAUAGUACUGAUUUGAAAGACUGUGUUAGCAACAACAGCCUCAGUAGCAAUGCCAGCCUUCCCAGUGUGCAGAGUUGCAGAAGACUUCGGGAAAGGAGAGUUGCAAGUUGGGCUGUUUCAUUAGAACGUCUUCUACAGGAUCCUAUUGGUGUUAGAUACUUCUCUGAUUUUCUAAGGAAAGAAUUCAGUGAAGAAAACAUUUUAUUCUGGCAGGCCUGUGAAUAUUUUAGUCAUGUUCCUGCACAUGACAAAAAAGAGCUUUCUUAUAGAGCCCGAGAGAUCUUCGCUAAAUUUUUGUGUAGCAAAGCUACCACACCAGUUAACAUCGAUAGCCAGGCCCAGUUGGCUGAUGAUAUUCUCAACGCGCCACAUCCAGACAUGUUCAAGGAACAACAGCUGCAGAUUUUUAACUUGAUGAAGUUUGAUAGUUACACUCGUUUUCUGAAAUCCCAGCUCUAUCAAGAAUGCAUUUUGGCAGAAGUAGAAGGGCGCUCUCUACCUGAUUCUCAACAGGUCCCAAGUAGCCCUGCCUCUAAACACAGUAUCAGCUCAGAUCGCUCCAGUGUGUCAACGCCAAAAAAGUUAAGUGGAAAAUCAAAAUCAGGAAGAUCCCUAAAUGAAGAGUCAGGAGAAGAAGAUGGGGAGAAGAAACGCAAAGGAACAUUUUUUUCCUGGUCAAGGAAUAAGAGCACUGGACGAUCCCAGAAGAAGAAGGAACAUGGGGAUCACCUACAUGAUACUCUUCACUCUAAUGGAGGAUUACAUCGACGUGAAUCACAAGGUUCCAUGUCUUCUGCUGCAAGCCUUGAUCUGUCGGACACCUGUAGGGUCUCAGUGGCCGAAAAGGACAAGGUCUCCAAACACUGCUGCAUCAACCUUCCAGAUGGGACGUCGUGUGUGGUGGUCGUCAAAGCCGGAUUCUCCAUCAAGGAGAUAUUAUCUGGGCUUUGUGAGAAACAUGGCAUCAAUGUGGCCGCAGUCGAUCUUUUUUUAGUAGGAGGGGACAAGCCUUUGGUGCUGCACCAAGACAGCAGCAUCUUGGAUUCCAGGGACCUACGCUUAGAAAAACGCACUUUAUUCCGGCUUGAUCUAGUCCCAAUCAAUAGGUCAGUGGGACUGAAGGCCAAGCCUACCAAGCCAGUCACGGAAGUGCUGCGGCCUGUGGUAGCCAAGUAUGGUUUGAAUCUUAGUGACCUUGUGGUGAGACUAAGCGGAGAGAAGGAGCCACUAGAUCUUGGUGUUCCUAUUUCCAAUUUGGAUGGACAAAGAGUGAUCUUAGAAGAAAAGGAUCCCACGAAAGGAAAAGUAUUCACAGACAAACAGAAAGGUGCAUCAGCCAAACAGAAUAUAGCUGUAAUUCCCAGUUCCAGAAAUCACUCUGCUACGGGAGAGGAAAGAACACUAGGCAAGUCUAAUUCUAUUAAAAUAAAAGGAGAAAAUGGAAAAAAUGCUAGGGAUCCCCGGCUUUCAAAGAGAGAAGAUUCUAUUGCAAAGAUUGGGAAAAAAAAAUAUCAGAAAAUUAAUUUGGACGAAGCAGAGGAGUUUUUUGAGCUCAUUUCCAAAGCUCAGAGCAACAGGGCAGAUGACCAACGUGGGCUGCUAAGAAAAGAGGACCUUGUCCUGCCAGAUUUUCUUCGUUUACCACCUUGCACAGCAGAACCAACUGCAUCUACUCCUGCAACAACAAAAGGCCUAAACAAGAGAACUGUAAAAAAUGGCAGCAAAGAAAAGGCUACGCAACCAAACGGGAAGCUGGAAUCUGCCCAGAAUGGUAGUGAAAGUCCAGUGAAGAGCCCGGGGCCUGCUGAGGGCAAGCCUAGGCCUACUCUGGCCGCCCUCCAGAGUCCAAAGACUCCCAGCCCCCCCUUUAGUGCCCCAUUGUCUCCAAUCCCACUUGUCCAGGAAGGAACAGCAUCAGCACAAAUAUGGAAGAGACAAUCCAAGGAAUUACACGCUGAAGGCAUACAGACUAUAGAGGACGAGAACGUUGCCGACUUAACACUUGUGGGGGAAGGAGAUAUUAGUAGCCCUAACAGCACUCUAUUGCCACCUCCUCCGACACCACCAUCAGAUGUUACAAAACUCACCGAAGCCAACUACUCACCCCCAACUCCUCUGACAGAUAAACAGGAAAAACCUGGAUUUCAGAGAUCCAUUUCAGGAGCCAAUCAUGGAAGGACAAAAGAAUCUGAAAGCUUCUGUGAGCAGAUCCCCCCUCGGCCCCGACACAACUCCAGUUCAUAUCUGGGGAUGAACUCUGGCGAUGAACUCCCCGUGAACAGGAUCAUUGAUGUGGAUGGAGUCAAGGGUGGAACCAGUAGCCUGAUGCCCUCCUCAGAGCCUGAUGGCAACCUCAGCUUUGAGGGGUCUAUCUCAGAGCUUCGAAUGUGCCAGGGGAGGACACGUAUGGGUGUGUAUAGGACCUCAGAUCUCCCAAAUCUACUUACUGUGAAGAGCGAGAAACACAAGAGCUCUGAGAACCAAUAUAAAGCCACUUUUGUCUAAGAAAUUUUUCCCCCAAUUCUCUUGUAUUUACUACUACUACUAAGGCUUGAAGGUUUACACAGUCCUAUCUCAUGACAACUAUCUGAAGUAGGCAGUGGAACUAUGAUAAGCCCAUUUUACAGAUGGGGAAAAUGACAUCCAGAGAAGAAAAUCUCAGAUUAUAGGGAAGAGAGGCAGGCAUUAAACCCUCAUCUUCUGUUUUCCAGUCCAUUCCUGGGCAGGUUUUGGUUCAGUGGGAUGAGAACCAUGAUGGCCCCGUAUGAGAAGAAAAUCUCUGUAUUCCCUUGGACAUCUGUUCGGAUGAUCUCUGCCUCGAAAAUGCCCCUUGCCAGACUGCAGACAACAUUUUGGCUGGCUAGAGGCAGUCUCCUGGCUCAGCUCUCUCCUAGGUACAAACUCUGAAGUUUCCUGCACUCUGGUCUCAUGCUGGGGAACGCAAAGUGGUUCCACCUCUGAGGUUGCAGGGUCCAACGUCCUCCUGGUGCUUCAUCCUCUAAGUCGCUCCCAAUCCAACUUGCUUGGGUCCUGUUUCCUGCUGUCAAUGCACAUAGGAGCACAUUUCUCACCUCUCAGAAGGACUGUGUGAAAAAGUAGAGGGAGCCAGCCAAGGAGGCUUCCCUCUGCUCUCUAAGAAGUUUGGUCAUGGAAAAUGCCUCGAGUUUGGUGGAGUACAAACAUGGCGACACAGCCAUGAGCGACUUGCAGGAGAAUGAGUAACUUUCUGUUUACUCUUAAAAAAAAAAACAACCCUUUCCUUCCAUCUUGGAAUCAACACUAAGUAUUGGUUCCAAGGCAGAAGAUUGGUAAGGGCUCUUGCCCAGGGUUAUAUAGCCAGGAAGUGUCUGAGGCCGGAUUUGAACCCAGGACCUCCUGGGUUCGGGCACAGCUUCUAAUUCCCUUUGCCACCUAGCUGCCCUGUGUUCACUUUUUACACCUAUAAGCCAGGUUGGUAAUCUAGUGCAGUGGUUAGAACAUGUGGAAAAGAAACUAGAAAUAAGUUCUGAACUUUCUGCCACUGUGCUGGAAUAAACAACAGUGGGAAUAUCAAGAGAGAAGAAAUUGUCAAUAAAAUUUUUUCCCAAUAAAUAUCACAAACACUAAUCUGAGAUCCAGGAAUCCAGGGGCUUGACUCCAGUUUUACUCUGGUAUUAACCCAACUGUUGACUUGUCUAGGUCUUUCCUCCCUCAUCUCUAAAAGGAAGGAGUUGGAUUAGAUAAUCUAAGCCCCCUUGGAGCUCUGGCAUUCUACAUUCAAACACACAACCUCUGCCAGCUCUGAUGCAUUUAUUCUGUUUUAAGAUCCUUUCUUUGGUCAUUUCAGUCAUGUCUGCCUCUUCAGGACCCCUUUGGGAUUUUCUUGGCAAAGAUACUGGAGCGAUUAGCUCGGAGACAUUGCAUUUGGUAUUCAGAUAGUCUACCUUCUAAAGUUUAACUUAAUUGCCAGAGUGAACAUUCUAUUUUAAAAGCUUCCUUCUACCGUUGAUAUUCUGUAUCCCAUGUUCUAAGGACUUUCCAGCACUCAUGUUUCAUGUUUAUAUUCUAAAGUCUCUUUUGGAUCUGACAACCCAUAUUUUUUGUUCUAAGUUCCUCUCCAAGUUUCCAGUUUCCUAUGUUCUAAGUUCCUAAAUUUGCUUUUUUAUUGCCAUUAGUCAUUUGCUAAUUAUUAGGUGGUGUAGUGGAUAGAAUGCUCAACCUGGACUCAAGAAGAACUUAAUUCAAUUCCAUCCUUAUGUAUUUACUAACUCUGUGACCCUGGAAAAGUUACUUAACCUUUAUCUGCCUCAGUUUCCUCAACUAUAAAAUGGAGAUAAUAAUGGCACCUACUUCUCAGAAGUGUGAGUCUCAAAUGAGAAAAUACCUUUGGAGCAAUUUAGAGGAGUGCUUAGCACAAAGCCGGUGCCUAAUAAAUGCUUCUUUCCUUUCUUCCUCAAAAACGAAAGAUUCCCACCCUCCAAAAACCUGGGCAUUAAAGAACAGUAAGGUAUGGUGUGGAUUAACCAGAGCAAAGAAUAUUGUCUCUCUAGUUCCUCUCGAUGUAGCUACCAACAACAGACAGUUUUUUCUACCAGGACUUUUCUUUUUUUUGAGUUCUGAAUUUUUUCCCAUCUUUCACCCCAUCUACCAUCUACGAUGCCCAUUAUACGUAUAAAUUAAUGCAAAACAUUUCCUUAUUGACCAUGUUUCUACCAGGUUGUAAGGGAAUUAUGAAAGGAAUAUAUUUUCAAAGAAGGAUCAGAGGAGUUAAAUCUCAGAUAAAAGCACCAAAUGUGUGCGUAUGUCCCCUGGUUGUCACAGUUACCUGAGAAAUAAAGAAACUGCUGGGAAGUUUGUUUGCCCUCUUCUAACCCAAAGGAAGUGACAAUGAUUUGUCACCCUCAGUGGUACUUCCCAAAUGGGCAUCUCAUCUCUAUGAAAGUGGGCUUCUGGGAAAUGACCACACAGUGCCCGUUAUUCUGGGAAACGAUGACGUGGACACCAGCCAAUGAAAUGCCACUUUUGUUUGAUUGAUUCAUGUUUGACUUGAAUGAGUAAUAGACCGACAAGAUUUGUUUCCUCUUCCUUACAGUAUAGAGCUUUCUGUAAAGUUAACCCAAAAGGGAAUUUCUAGAAAUGUAUUCCUGUUUUCCCUUUGUUUUUCAUUACAUGGAAACCCUCCCUCAGUAGAACAUUUAUCAAGGAAGGGUCAAGAAGGCAUCCAGGUACACUUGGUGUUGUAGUGUUAGUGUCAUAAGUAAAAGUCAUAGAAUCAAAGAGUUAGAAGGGUCAGAGGCCAUCCAGUCCAACGUUGACCUUCCCAAGACUCUCCAGUAUAUUGUACUUUACAAAUGGUUAUACAACUUCUAAUGGAAGACCUCUAGAGAAGGAAAACACUACCUUACAAUUACAUUACACUCCAUUAUUGUUGUUUCAGUCACGUCUGACUCUAGGGUUCCUGUGUGAGGUUUUCUUGGCAAAGAGACUAGAGUGAUCUGCCAUUUCCUUUCCCGAUUUAUUUUAUAGAAGAGGAAACUGAGGCAAACAAAGUUAAGUGACUUGUUCAGGGUCACACAGCUAGUAAGUGUUUCAGGCCAGAUUUUAACUCUGGAAGAUGAAUUCUCCUGACUCUAGAUUUGGUACUCUAUUGACUGUGCCACCUAGCUGCCCCAUUAUUACCUGUACCUCAGGGUAGCUGUGUUUGUUACAAUUGUGUGUGUUUUUUUUUUUCUAACAACAUGCUUAAAUUUGUCCUAUUGCAAAUUCUGCCUUCUGGGACUAAGCAAAAUAAAUCUAUCCCCUCUUCUAGAGGACAGCUCUUCAAGUACUUGAAGGCUACUUCCAUGGCAUCUCUAUAUCUCCUAAUUCCCAUUCCUUUUAACUAGUUUUCUUAUAGAAUGAUCCCAAGGCUCUUCGUCAUCCUGGUCAUUUUCCUCUGAAGGCUCUCUUGCUUAUCACUGAUGUCCUUCCUGAAAUGUGUCAUCCUGAACUGAAUGCAUCAUUUGAGAUGGGACAGAGAACUAUAGGACUUUAGCCUCUAGUGUCUUGUGGCUUCAGUGCCACAUUGUUGCCUCAUAUAUUGAAGUUGCUGUUCCUUAAGACCUCCAGAUUUUUAAAAAAGAGAUGGAAUCUCUAGCUUUUCCUCUUCCCUGUUGUCCUCACAAAGUUUGUUGUUAUUUUUUAGCACAAGUGUAAGAUUAAUUAAUCCUUAUUAAAUUUCAUGUUUUUAGAUUUGAUCUCUUCUAACUUUCUAUCAUCUGCACAUUUGAUAACUUUGAGUCCCAUUCCCUUUUUUGCAGAUGAGUCCUAGAUUGGCAAAAUCAUUUCCCCUAGCUUAAAGAUCCCUGUAUUUCUAGGGUUCCCCACUUUCCUGGCAAGAAGAUCCUUUGUUGAGCAAAAAUUGGGGGCAUCUGGGUGGCUCAGUGGAUGGAGAACCACCUGUCCCACAAGGGUAUAUUUUCUCCACUUCAUUCCCAAUGUUUUCUUCCAAAGUAUUCCAAAUACAAGAUCUCAGGAGGCACUAUCUGAUAUGAGGUCCACUGAUGUCUAUGAAUCAAUUAGGAAGUCCAAGGAUUCAGGACCAAUUUUUUUACUGCAAAAGAAAAAGAGAUUAAACUUGCUGUGUUUGGCCCAGAAAGUAAGACUGGAAAUAAGAUAGAAAUCACAGAAAACAAAAUUUGAAGGGACAAAAGCUUCUAAACAAUAAGCACAAAAAUAGAAUAUGCUACCUUGGUAGGUAGUGAGUUCCCUGUUCCUGUUUUGUCUACCCAGAAUUUUGGUAUAUGAUAAGGGGAUUCCUGCUUUGGUACAAGUUAGACUAGAUAACUUUAGAUAUUCUUCCUUAAGCUGAGAUUCUGUGAUCCUUUGAGGAUCUGGGAAGAUAUUGCUUCCAGGGAUGCUUUUGGGCCCUUAUGAGUUUUUUCAGCACAUGGAAACCAUGGAGUGAAUAGAUAUUAAAUGCUGAGUUUUUAAGACCCUCUGAAUGCAUAUUCCCCAUUUUGAAAAUUAAUUUUGAUAAUUAAUUAAUUUGAGGGGGUAAAUUAAGUUUAGCCUAUUUAAUUCCCUCCCUUCAUUUCCUACCUUAACCAAUGCCUGCCCUCCACUCUGUAUGAGGGAAUAGAUGGUCUCCAAACUGGAAAGAAAUUACUUUUCUAGGAGAGAUAAAAAGAACACUGCACUUGGAGUCAGAAGAUCUGCGUUCAAGAUCCUUCCUUGGCUUGUGACUUAAGUCAACUUACUUAACUUCUUAGUUUUCUCAUCUAUAAAAUAGGGUUACAAGUCUGAGGUUUUACCUCACAGUCAUCAUGUUGACCAAGAUAAAUAAAAGACAAAAGUUGUUCAUGUUGUAGGAAAUGGAAAGUCAGGUAUGCUACUACAUUAUUGGUGUCAUCAAUUGGUCAAAUUGUCUGGAAAGCAAUUUGGAAUCAUUUGAAAGAAAUAACUGAAUAAUUUAGACUCUUUCACUCAACAAUAUCACUAUUUGGCAUCUAUUCUAAGGAGGUCAUACACAGUAAAGUUGAGGAGAAACUGGAAACAACUUGAAUUGGCUUGAAAGAUCUGACUAUUAAAUUUUUAGUAUUAGCAUUCUUCCCUGAACAUCACCAAGUGCUACAAAUGAUUGCUUGGUUUAUUGUUGAUUAUCUACACAUAGAAAGUGAUGGAGAAAAUGUUAAUAAUGCAUAUUACACUCAAAAGUGUGCUGUAAAUACUUUUUUUUUCUUCUCCAGAGAGCCGAUUGUUAAACAUUUACCAACAUUCUCUUGGUAAAGUUCCAUAUGUACCACAUUAUAGCAGCAUUUUGGUGGUAGCGAUGAAUUGAAUACAAGAGGGUAUCCAGCAAUUGAAGAAGGACUGAACAAAUCAUGGUAUACUAAUAUAACCGAAUCCUAUUGCAUGAAAUGAUGAUUACAUGAUUAUGAGGAAUUCCAAUAAACACAGGAAGGCUGGUAUGAAAUAAUGCCGAGUGAAGCAGACAGAACCAAGAAAGCGGAAUCCACAAAGACUCCAAUCAUCUAACAAGUACUAGUGAAAGGCAGCCAAACUAGGAUUAAUUGUAAUGACCCAUUUUAGUACUCUAGAAUUGGUGAUUAAACACACUUCACUCCUCUUGUGAUGGGGACUGGGAGGAGGCUACAGGAGCAAAAUAUUACACAUACUGCUAACAACCAACAUCAUUUUAUUGAUCAGUUUUACUUAACUAAUUUUCUUUGUUACAAGUUUCAAUGUGAGGGUCAGUUUUAUUUUUUAAUAACUAGUGUAAAAGACAAAAGACAUUAAUAAAAGUUUUUUAUGUGAAUG